GCCUUAUAAGGGUGGUCCAGUGAGGGUAAAAAAAGAGAUAUAACUGAAAAAUAUUAAUAAACGAUUAAAAGAGUGAACGACUGUGUGAAAUAUUGCAAGCUUUCACUUUAAGUGCACAGGAUAUUACCUACAAUUUGGGAUAUACCUACAAUUGAGCAAAGAAUUACAAACAAAAGAGAAAAAGGAUAUUAGUGAAAAAGAAAGAAAUAAGCGACGGAUUUCCACGCCGUACUAGAAUGGAGCCGGUCAAGACCAUACGCAUUUUCAUGGUUGCUUUUGCGGCUAAUUUAUCAGCCUUUGCGGCGGGCACUUGUCUCGGCUGGACGUCACCAGUGGGGCCCAAGUUGAGAGCCUUAGAUUCUACAGAUUCACCACUCGAUCAUCCCAUCACCACAGAGGACGAUGCAUGGAUUUCAUCGAUUAUGGCAUUGGGCGCUUUAGUAGCAUGCUUCAUUGCUGGUCCACUUGCCGCUAAAAUUGGUCGCAAAUGGGUACUUCUUUCGAGUUCGAUCUUCUUCAUUCUCGGCUAUGUUAUUUUGAUGCUCGCUAGCGAGGUUUGGAUGUUGCUGGUCGGUCGUCUCGUAAAGGGCUUUGGCGUCGGUUUUGUCAUAAGUGUGCUACCUAUGUACAAUGGUGAGAUUGCAACAAGUGCGGUACGCGGCGCCAUCGGCUCACUCUUGCAGCUCUUCUUUGUUUCUGGCAUUCUAUACGUUUUCGUCAUCGGUCCAUAUGUCUCGUAUGUGACUUUGCAGUGGUGCUGUUUGGCUGUGCCGAUUGUCUUCGAUAUCAUCUUCUACUUCAUGCCUGAGAGUCCUUACUACUAUGCCGGCAAAGGCCAGACGUCAGAUGCUUUAAAUUCCCUGCAGUUCUUACGUGGUCAAAGCCCUGAUAUUGUACAAGAUGAAAUGGUUGUUAUACAGCGAGAAGUAGAGGAGUCUAUGGCCAAUAAGGGUUCCGUUAUGGAUAUUCUUAAGAGUAAGGGCAAUCGUAAAGCUCUGAUCAUCUCCGCCGGUCUGAUCAUGUUCCAGCAGUUAUGCGGUGUCAGCGCCGUACUAUUCAACAGUCAAUCCAUCUUCGAAAGUGCCAACAUCGGUUUGGAUUCAGCCAUUGCCAGCAUCAUUGCGGUUGGCAUGCAAGUUGGUUCAUCCGCUUUGACGCCUAUUAUUGCCGAUCGUUUGGGUCGUAAAGUGAUUUUGCUAAUUUCGGCAUUUGGUUUGUGUGUCAGCUUGACAGCAUUGGGCGCCUUCUUCUAUGUACAACAAGUUAUGGGUGAUGCAAGUAAUUUAACCUGGUUGCCAGUACCUGCAUUGGUGCUCUUCAAUAUUGUCUACAGCAUCGGACUCGGAUCAAUGCCAUGGACGGUGUUGGGUGAAAUGUUCCCAGCGAAUUUGAAGUCUAUCGCCUCCUCGAUUGUGGCAUCCGCGUGCUUUGUUGUUGCUUUCAUGGUAACAUAUUGGUAUCCAGCGCUAAACGCCUUGGGUUCAUACUAUGCAUUUUGGUUGUUUGGCAUUUUCUGCGCUGCAGCAUUCUUCUUCACCCUCUUAUUGAUGGUUGAAACGAAGGGGCUGAGUUUACAGCAAAUUCAAGACAGGCUAAAUGGAAAGAAACCAAACUAAGUUACUAAGCGGAUAUUGUGGGGGCGUUGAUCAGUGAGGUGAUGUGAUCUGGAGUCCUGAAUCAAAUCGCUUCAAAAUUAUUUUUGUCGCAUGUACAAAUGUAAUCUUUAAAGUAUUUCUAGCCCGUAAGCAAGUUAAGUUAAAUUUAUUGAAUAAAUUUAAAGCUGAAUAUUUAUAAAGAAAUCUAAUCUAAGUUUCAUGUAUAAUUGAUUAUAUAAGUAGACAUAAUAACAAUAGCAAUAAUUACAAAAAAAUUUAUAUAUUUUUUU
Molecule: messenger RNA, 1885 nt
Organism: Anastrepha ludens (Mexican fruit fly)
Lineage: Eukaryota; Metazoa; Arthropoda; Insecta; Diptera; Tephritidae
Product: facilitated trehalose transporter Tret1-like
Exons: 5
Coding region: 237-1616 (459 amino acids)
Biological process (GO): carbohydrate transport; transmembrane transport
Cellular component (GO): membrane
Molecular function (GO): sugar transmembrane transporter activity
Source: RefSeq, a predicted model, not a curated record